CUCUCUCCCUGUCCUGCUAUGUUGUACUAGUUCACCUAGCUCAGUGAGUCGGAGAGCGAAUCAGCACAGCUAUGGAGUCGUCUCUGCGAGUUCGAAGCUUGAAAGAAGUUCCUUCGGCCAGAGACUUCGCGUCUGGGAUCGAAUCCACGAACGUUCCCGCCGUUUUUAGCGGCUGCGUCAAAGAUUGGAAAGCUUUCUCCAAUUGGAAUCCAUGUAAUGGCGGUCUCGAUUAUUUGCAGGAACGAGUCGGAUUGUGUGUUGUGGAGGCUAUGCUAUCUGAUUCGGCACCUGUCUUCUAUGGUGAUAUUAGAAGCCAUGAGAGGGUACCGCUGCCAUUUUCUGCAUUUAUUGGUCUAUGUAAGAAACGCAUGCAUCAUUCGGAGGAUGGUUCCUGUGUUAAAUCAGAUCGGCAUGGGCUACCGGACGCUUCAUCUGAGUAUGACAGUAAGCCCUAUGAGGAUGCUCCUCACCAAAUCUAUUUAGCACAGGUCCCAAUAAUCAAUACUGAAACUGAAGAGAGGGUUCAACUGGGAUCUUUGAGGGAGGACAUCCAAACGCCUGCAUUUUUGGAGGAUAAAGUACUAGUUGCUAUCAACCUGUGGAUGAACAAUGCUCAAGCUAGAUCAAGCACUCACUAUGAUCCACACCAUAACCUUCUCUGUGUAGUCUCUGGCUGCAAACAAGUGGUUUUAUGGCCUCCUUCAGCAAGUCCUAUGUUAUACCCUAUGCCAAUAUAUGGGGAGGCAUCAAAUCAUAGUUCUGUUCCCUUAGAGAACCCAAACUUUUCAAAUUAUCCAAGAGCACAAUGUUUAAUGGAGCACUCUCAGAAGGUUAUUCUUCAGGCAGGCGACGCACUUUUCAUUCCUGAAGGCUGGUUCCACCAGGUGGACAGUGAUGAUCUGACCAUUGCCGUGAACUUUUGGUGGCGGUCCAAUGUAACGUUAAACAUGUCAGAACACAUGGAUGCAUAUUAUCUGCGCAUAAUAUUAAGAAGACUGACAGAUAGAGAAAUGGACCAAGUGCUGCCUAUAGCUUCUUUAGCUCAAAUGGAGAACAUGAACAGGCAUACUGGUAUAGUGCUUAAAAAAGGACAGAUAAAUCACAAUGACAACGGUUUGGAUCAGGCAUGUGAGGGAAACGAUCUUAAAGGGAAGGAAGUAGAACAAAGAUUUAUGUCACAUGCACUGGAACCCCUUGCCAUCCUUGCUCUUCAUGAACUUGUUUCUUUAGUUCAUGGUCAUAUUAAUGCUGCUGAGCAAAGACAACCAGUGCAAUCUGCUUCAACAACUGCUCCUGCAGCUAGUGUGAAAGAUGAAUGCAUCAAAGUCGUGAGACCGAGUUUGUUUGGCUUGGAAGAUGAUCCAGUUGCUAAAAUUUUUUGGACUCUUCAUCCCAUCACUUUGAAAAAUGUAUUUCUUGCCAUGGUGGAAAAUUUCCCAAGAACUUUGGAGGCUUUAAUACUGCACUUGCUUUCACCAGUGGGAGCCGAAGUACUUACUCGUAAAUUUGAUAGAAUGGAUCAACAGAUCACUAAGGAAGAACGGGACAGAUUUUACCAGGCUUUCUAUGGGGCAUUUGACGACCAAUUUGCAGCAAUGGAUGCAAUUUUGAAGGGGAAAGAAUUGUUUGCACUCCAGGCAUACAAGAAUGUAUUGGAUAAGUAUUUGGGAGUGGAUUGGAGGGGGCCAAAACCGGGGUCUGGUGAAACUUCGUAAAGAAAUUGGUCCCCGGCAGUAUCUUGAGGGGAGCAAAUCGAUGCAUAUUUCAUCACCAGAACUUUUCUUUUACAAGUGUUCAUUUGGAGGCUCCUAGAACUCAAGUCAUCACUAACUUUAAGCGUAAGAGAGUAUGAUUGGUGGUACACUCUGUGUAGUUAGAUACGCUCUACAACUUUGUGCUUUGUUGCCUCAUUUGAAAAACGACGGCGUCUAGCAAGACGAAGCUUAAUUUGGAAAAUUAUUGGGUGGUACUGGAACUCCACAACUUGGUAUAAUCCGUACAAGUGUUGGAAUAUUGGUGGAUGGCGAGUUGUAAGCUAAGGGUAUAAUCUUCAUAAAUAUUCACUCGUCUUGUGACAUGUGGAUUGAUUAUAUACAGUAACAGUGUUUCGCUA
Molecule: messenger RNA, 2113 nt
Organism: Pyrus x bretschneideri (Chinese white pear)
Lineage: Eukaryota; Viridiplantae; Streptophyta; Magnoliopsida; Rosales; Rosaceae
Exons: 15
Coding region: 72-1715 (547 amino acids)
Molecular function (GO): 2-oxoglutarate-dependent dioxygenase activity
Source: RefSeq, a predicted model, not a curated record